Xyrichtys novacula (pearly razorfish) is the source of this 4487-nucleotide messenger RNA. The record is from the annotation of a GenBank genome assembly. Lineage: Eukaryota; Metazoa; Chordata; Actinopteri; Labriformes; Labridae.
AUGGGGAGUCCAGGCUGUGAGCAUGCAGGCUUCACCUCACACUCGCCUCUCUACAUCAGCCACCCACACACCGACACAAGGACCACCUGGCUGGACGAGGGGGAGGACGUCAAACCCCCCCGCAGCUUGCUAGGGCUUCCUGAGCUCAGCUGGCCUGGGGUCUACCUCCCCUGCUAUGACAGAUUAGCUAUGGAGGAGAACCCCUGGGUGCUGCGGAUGACGGAGGCCCCUACUCCUGCUCCUGCUCCUGCUGCCGUUCCUCCAUCUAGGACCCAGGAGAUGAAUCCUGUGAAACCCAGUCAAGUCCAGGACACGUCCCCUGAGAUGGAGGGCCAGGCAGAGGAGCGCUGUCUGGAGCAGGUCCAGACCAUGGUGGUAGGAGAGGUGCUAAAGGAUGUGGACACAGCGUGCAAACUGCUUAACAUCGCACCAGGUAACAAAGAAAAACAACUGGUUAAUGUUGGGAAAUUAGAGAAACCCUGGGGCAAAAGAGUUGGCAGGAGUGUAGAAGAGUCACCUUCAAAAGCUAUCAUUUGUUUGUUUGCUCUUACAUCAACAUCCACAGUGGCACAACUGUUACCUGUGAGUAUCUGGGGCCCUGCCUUCCUUGUGCAAACACUCAUGUUGAAAGAUCAUAUUUGGUCCUUGAACUUUUUCAUUAAGAACCUUGAAAUCAUGCAGACACCGGGUGACUGAAUAUUUGCUUUUGUUACUGCACACUUCUUACCUAACUCUUACUCAGAGGGUGGGAAACAAAUUAAUAGUUGCUCAUAUUAUGUGCUAUAUCCUGUUUGUGGUUUAAAGGGGUAAACAAGUCAUUUAGCUGUUCAUUUUGUCUUUAAAAAUGAAAGACUGAAAGAGAUUAAGACUGACAGAUUUUAAGAUAUGAUCAGUACUAAUCCAGUAGACUCUGAGAAAGACACAGCUCAGUUUCAUAGAGCCGAUAUCCGCCAAUUGAAGUCCCCUUUUAGUGACCCCACCUGCCAGAAGCUUUAAAAACUCUCCACAAAUGAUCAAAAAUCUCUGAUUUGUACAAGAUUUUUGAGGUUAAAAAGGAUGAAGUAUUGAAGCUGGCGCAUUUAAACGCAAAUUUUUGCACCUCUGAGACUUGGCAGAAUUUUUAAAAAUCAUAGUAUGAUUUCGGUCUAGGUCUGUGUACCAAAAUGAUACUCUUAUAAUCUUGAUCCUUAAAUUCUAUGAGUUAAUUAAAGUCACAAUCAUCGAUCUUUAAUGCCAUUACUACAGCUUUCUUUUUGCUUUUUUAUCACUGUCAGUUUUGGCGCCCCCUAUUGGCAUCCCCCUUUUAUCUAAUUGCUGAUUUUGUUUUGAACAUGUUAGUGUUUUUUAAAGAGUAUCAGUGUGCCUUUUUCACAGAAGAAAGUGUCUUUUUGUAGUUUUGUUUUACAGACAGAUACUGUGACAGGAAGGUUACAUGGCCUUUAAACGAGCACAAAACUCACCUAAGUCUUCAACACCAGUUUGUGAUUUUUGUUUUGGUUAAUAGAUCCUCAAAAGUCAAACAGCUAAUUUGCACUUUUGCUCCUAUCCUUCAAUCUUGCACAGUUUAAUGAUGGUGUAACAGUUUGCACAGCUUGACAAACUAAUUUUGUGCCUUAAUAUUUUCACUGGCUCCACUCCAAAAAUAAAUAUUAUACUUCUAAAAGGUUAAGCAGUUCAGAGCUGCUGCAGCUGAGGUCAUGAUGUCCAUCGUAAGAGAAAACCCACCAGUGGAUUGAGACGUCUUGUCCUUGUGUUUUCCUUUCAGACCCUUUGGACUGGAGUUGUGUGCACGUCCAGAAGUGGCUUCUCUGGACUGAGCACCUGUACAGGCUGCCACAGGUCAGCACCAUGUUUCAGGAGCUAAACGGGAAGGAUCUCUGCUCCAUGACAGAAGCAGAUUUCAGAUUACGCUCGUCGCAGUUUGGGGACAUGCUGUAUGCUCAUUUGGACAUCUGGAGAUCAAGUAAGAACAAAAAGAGACGCUGUGAAAUGAACCUACGAAACAUCAACUCUGCUGUUAGAACAUUAAGGAGAGGCUGAUUGUGGAGAAAAUGAGCUGUGACUAAGUGUAUCUCAGAGACUUUGCUGUAAAUGUUCAAUGGGGAGUAAAGUGCUUUUCUUCUCUUUUCCAUUUAGCUGCAGCAAUGAAGGAGCGCUGCCCCCCGGAAGACAACAAAUCUGGUGAGUUCUUCCUAUCUGUGAUUGUUUUUCUAAGCAAAAAAUGGAAGAAAACAUGAGAAACAUGAAAUAAGUCAACUUCUGGUUUCUUCAAAUCUCUUUCAUUCCAGCAGCUGAUGAUGAUUCCUGGUCAGAAGUGAUCAAUAACUAUCCAAACCAGCCUAUCCACCUGUGGCAGUUCCUCCGAGAGCUGCUGCUCAAACCUCAUAACUACAGUCGAUGCAUCCGCUGGCUUAACAAAGAAAAAGGUAAAAACUAUUUUGGAUAAUAGUUUGGUGCAACAGUAGUACAUGCAAAUAACUGAUCACAUUUAUGCCUAUAUGUGUUGUCAGUAACUCUUGUUCAGUCUAAACUUACUUCGCCUGCUGACUGCAGCUUCAUAGACCUGUCAGAGAUCUUAUGUAACUAAAGGCAAGAAAGAAAAUUGGCCAGCAUGAAAUGUCAAAACUAUUUAAACGUUUUGCACCUGUAAUUAAAUUGUAACAACCAAAUAACAGCCAAACUUCAAAUAUCUCUAAAACAAACACAAAGCAGCCUCACCCAUGUCCUUUGUCCUCAUUAGCUUAUAUGUUACGAAAGUUGAACACAUAACUCCUAACUAAAGCUGAGAUCAGGUUUUGUGCAAAAAAACAUACCAUCACGAAGCUAAAAUUUCCCAUUUUAAGUGAUUUUUAACAGUUUAUGAUGCUUGGCUUGACACUAACUGUACUCACAAGGAGCACAUGUGUUCCUAAAUUGAAAAAGAAAGGAGCAAAUAAAGAACUUUAGGGGCACAAUGAAAACUGAUCAAAAAUGCUUUUCUUAUUGGUCGACAUAAGUAGGCUACUGUUUUUUGAAAUCAAUUUUAGGUCUUUUGGUCACAUGACAUGGAAGCUAUUUAAGAAAUUGUUUCAAAUUUGCCUUUAAAUUUAACACAUGAAUCUUUAGAGAAAAAAUAGGCAAAAAAGAUGUAUGUCUUAUUGUCCGACCUUCAUACUACUACUAUUUGAAACCAGUUUUAGGUCAAUUGGUCACAUGACAUGGAAGCUUUUGAAGGAAAACAGGCUUUUCUGAGAACACCAACCGGUAAUUUAUUGAUUCUCCCUUACUCAACACGUUGACAGCGAGGGUGGUGAGUAGAUUUAACCGCGCUGCUGUUGUUAAUCCAGGUUAGGGAGAGUUAGAAGACCCCGGUAGAUCCGCAGUGAAUGACCGUCGAAUCUCCAACCUAAAACUAACUUCGCCGUUGCGUAUUUACAUAAAAAAAACCAUUUGCUUCCACGGUUGAUUUUUUUAUUCCCCUAAAUACAUUUUACACAGUGAAAUGGUCGCACUGUCGAGCCCUGCAUUAGCAUAUCGAUAAUAUGGUUUACUGCCAAAGCUGUAACAAUCCGAUUAGCCUCGACUAUAUUUAAUGUUGAACUCUAUUUUGCAAAUGUUUGCAUGUUAACUCAAAGUUUAACUACUACUUACAUUCCCGACGGCCUCAACUGCACUUUUCUUUCAGCAGUUGUCACUUCUCGCUCAUCCAACAUGGCAAACAUAAUUAACGUUACUGACAUUAGCAUGCUAGCAUUGUCAGUUUUUGCAUCGCCAUAUUAGCAAGUUAGCCAGUUGGAAGAAAACGGAAGCCUGGGAAGUUUGCUUCCUCAAUGCAGGCUCGACUGUGCGACCGUUUCACUCGCAUUUACGACUAAAAAUAGAUGUAAUAGAUUGUAAAAUGUAUUUGUGGGCACAUGUGCGCAUAAAACAAAAUUUAGCCGAGGCAACAAAUGUUUUUGCAUGUAAAUACAGCGGUGAAGUUAGUUUUAGAUUAGUUAUCCCUUGCUGUUAAUGUCCAGUGUUGAGUAAGGGACCAUCAAUAAAUUACCGGUUGAUGUUCUUAGAAAAGGCUGUUUUCCUUCAAUAGCUUCCAUGUCAUGUGACCAAAAGACCUAAAAUUGAUUUCAAAUAAUAGUGCUUUUGUCGACCAAUAAGACAAACAUUAUUUGAUCAAUUUUCAUUGUGCCCCUGAAGUUCUUUAUUUGCUUCUUACUUUUUCAAUUUAGAAGCACAUGUGUUCCUUGUGAAUACAGUUAGUGUCAAGCCCUGCAAUGGCUUUUUUCAGCUUUCAGUCAGAACUGAUUUUUUCUGUCUUUCUUGCGUUUAAAGGGAUUUUCAAGAUAGAGGACUCAGCCCACGUGGCCAGGCUAUGGGGGAUCAGGAAGAACCGCCCAGCAAUGAACUACGACAAACUGAGCCGCUCCAUACGCCAGUACUACAAGAAAGGGAUCAUCAGAAAGCCUGACGUAUCCCGCAGAUUGGUCUACCAGUUUGUGAACCCUGUAUGA